Molecule: messenger RNA, 612 nt
Organism: Morchella importuna
Lineage: Eukaryota; Fungi; Ascomycota; Pezizomycetes; Pezizales; Morchellaceae
Exons: 1
Coding region: 1-612 (203 amino acids)
Source: RefSeq, a predicted model, not a curated record
AUGCGGAAGCGUGAGCUCGAGAAUGGCGAUGAGAGCACUGCCAGCCUUGCCGAGGUAGACGAGGAGCAGGCGAAGAAUGAUGAGCUGGAGAGCGUUCAGGGGAGGUUGGAGGAUGCCUUGAAUGUGGUUACGGCCACCGAGAGAAUGUUGAGGGAGUUGAAGUGGUGGGAUGAGAAGGCUGACGGGGAUGUAGCCUGGGAGAAGGGGGAGACGAAGGAAGCGAAGGAGAAAAAAGAGGCGGAGAAGGGGGUUAAGAAGAAGAUUUUGGUGAAAGGUCAGAAGGGGAAAGGGAAAGAGGUGGACAGGAAAGUGGUAAAGAAGGCGAAAGAAAAGAUGGAAGAGAAAAAGGUUGAGAAAAAACCGGUCUUAAUUAAUGACCGCAAGGGCAAAGGAAAGCAGCGUGAGGAACAGCCGCAAGACGAGCUUAAAAAGAAGGUCCUAAAGAAGAAGAAAAAUAAAGGCAAAGGAAAAUCGGUUGAAGAGACGGGGGCGACUACCGAAACCAAGAUCUACCCCGAGAAGCCAAAGGCAGAGACCAGCAUGCAAGGUGCUCAGAGGGAGUGGGGUCAGUAUGAGUGGGACUGGCAGGGCUUUCAGGACUCAAUGUUCUAG